AUGGCCACGGCGCCGGUGUGCCCCGACUCCGGAUCCGGCUCCGGCUCCGGCCCCGGCCCCGGCCCCGACUCCGGCUCCGGCCCCGGCUCCGGCUCCAGCCUCGCCGCGUCGCCGCCAGACCUCCACGCCAUGCCCAUGGUGGCGCUCAACUACAGCCUGCGGCGCCGCCUCAGCCGCUACCUCAACCCGCGGGCGGCGGCGGCCGCCGACUGGACGACGCUGGCGGAGGCGCUGGGCUGCGAGUACCUGGAGAUCCGGUGGCUGGAGGCGCAGCCCGACCCCACCGCCGCGCUGCUGGAGGACUGGCAGUGCCGAUGCCCCGGCGGCGCCACCGUCGGCCGUCUCCUCGACCUCCUGCGCCACCUCGGCCGCGACGACGUCCUCCUCGACCUGUCCGGCAGCGUGGAGGAGGACUGUAGGAAGUACUUACAGAAGAAGCAGGAGGAGGCUGACCAGCCGCUUCAAGUGCCAGCAGUAGACAGCAGUGUGCCAAGGACGUCAGAGCUGAUGGGCAUCACCACCAGGGAUGAUCCCUAUGGGAACAGAACAGAGAUGUUUGAUGCCUUCAUCUGCUACUGUCAGAAGGACCUUCAGUUUGUCCAGGAGAUGAUCAGGGAGCUGGAACAAACGGAGUUCAAACUGAAGCUCUGCGUGUUUGAUCGGGAUGUCUUGCCAGGAACGUGUGUGUGGUCCAUCAGUGGAGAACUUAUAGAAAGGAGGUGCCGGAGGAUGGUGGUUGUCAUUUCAGAUGAUUACCUGGAAAGUGAUGAAUGUGAUUUUCAGACCAAAUUUGCUCUUAGCCUUUCCCCAGGUGCUCGUCUCAAACGGCUGAUUCCAGUCAAGUGCAAAACCAUGAAGAACGAGUUCCCAAGCAUCUUACGGUUCAUUACCGUUUGUGACUACACCAAUCCUUGCACCAAAAAGUGGUUCUGGACAAGACUGGCAAAAUCCCUCAUGCUGCCGUGAUGCAAAGUCACAAGAGCGAGAUGUUCUUCUGCACUCUGUCCUGGCUGCACCUUUGGACUGUGGUGUCUUUUCACAUAGGAUCUUGAACCACUUCAGAGCCUGGAUCCUUGCAGUCAGUGUUUGGAGCCUGCGACUGGGAGCAAAGAAUCUUCUCUUGUACUUCUUCAUAACUUGGAAGGGGAAAUAAAGCAACUCUGUGGCUGUUCCUGCUCAAGUCAGUGAGUAUCCAGCAUUUUGUGUAGGAAGCACUUUCACUGAAAAUACAGAAAAUAGAUGUUUAAAUACUGUCUAAUACAAGAAGGCUCUAUUAUAAGCAUUUAAUAAGCCCUCAGAGUUUCAAACAGCAAGCUUUCUUAAACAAGUAUUUCUUAUUAUUUUAAAGGCUGUUUAAUGGCUAUAGUAAUGUUUAAGGUUUUAAAUCCAGUGAAGUCCCAUGGCUGCCUGGUGAUCUGCAGGAACUGAGGUUUCAGACUUACUUUCCUGUUCUGUGAAUGGCUGGUGCCAUGAGAAUGGCUGGUUUCAGCAGGGAGGCCCAGCCUGCCCUGCUGCUGGCCAGUCUUUGGCCCACACUGGUUCUGAGGGUAGACAGUCUUCUUCAGUCCUUGUUUGGACAAAAGCAGAAGUGUAUUUUAAUUGUUAAAGAAAUGAAUGGUUCUCCCAUUAUGCUUAGCAAUAUCUGAAAAAUUAGAGCAAUUAUCUAUGUAAUUAUAACUAAUGCGGAAUUACUGAGCUUGGUGUAUUUUCUGUGGAGGUUUUUCUCCUCAAGUUAUAUCACAGUGUUCCUGUCUUGUAUUCCUUUACAGGGUAAAUCCCUUGUCACUAGUAUUUUCUGAGGCAGUCCCUCAAGUUUACUCUAGUUGUUGAAAGCAAGAAGGAUACACUGUUGUAUGACCUUGGUUGUGCCUGUCUUCUGCUCAGGUCACGUUUUGAUUAAGUGACCUCAUACCAAUAUUUUACAUUCCCAGAGGUUACAAAAUGUUUACAACAGAGCCUUCCUUUAGUAGAAAUUCAUAAAACAUAUUAUUUUCUGUGAAAGUCAUUACUGCACAAAGUGCAGGCUGCUGUUGGUGCAGGAAUGGGGCUAUGCAUCUUUGAGGAUCCAGAUCUUAAAUGCUUCACCUUUAAGAGCCUUCCAAAACACAUCAGCUGUUGGGGUGCCUCAAAGGCAUAGGGAUAAAUAUUGAAUAAAGAGUGUAUUAAAUUAUUAAUUAGGCUGCUUAAAAUAUAAAGGCUAGUAUUACCUUGAUAGGAAAGAGCAUAUUUAAAUGAACCACCACAAUAAUUACAGUGUUUCUGUGGCUAAGGCUCAGAGCAGCAUUGAUCUUGUUCUGCUUGUUAGACUUGGAUCCUUCAGAGCGACCAGUGGAUCUCAUCAGUUCUCUGUGCGCAGGGCUCUGGGGCAAGAGUUCUGCCCAAAGUAGCAUUUUAAAGCAACCCCUCGGUGUAUUAAACAGAUUUACAGCAAAUAUUUACUUUAUAAAUUGGGAAGAAAGGCACCUUGCUUAUGUAUCUGCAGCUGCUUGAACUCUGGCCCUUCACUCAUUACUUCAGCUACUGACUCAUGUUGAUUUUACAGCUUAAUGUUUUACUAGUUUAAAUUUUUAAGGUUGCAUCUGGAUGUGAUUUUGUUGGUUUUUUUUAAAAAGGAUUUGUUGUACAGCAUUACCAUGGCUGAGGUACAGACUGAAACAUGUGCUCCUGCCUCUCCCUCACGCACCUUGUUGAUGAACGGUGGUGGUGUAAAGUCCUGACAGCAGCCAGCCAUUGACCUGAACAUGGUGGAUGGAGCUUGUUCACACACAUCAUGUUAGUGUCAGGGCUCGUUUAUGGACAGGCUCAUGAGCUGGGAGUUAUUCAAGCCCUCCUGCAAACAUAAACUGCUGCCAUUGUGCCAAGGUGACAUUUGUACCUUUCUGUUUUGCUAGAACGAGUGAGCAGUCUGUGGGCAUGGCAGGAGAAAAGUUAAGCUGAUGAGGGAGUUUCUGAAUAGUUGGGCUUCAUGUCCUAUUGCCCUCAGGCAUCCUGCAGUAGUGGAGACAGCUGCUUGCCUCGGGGGGUCUGCAUAAUCGGUAAAAGUUAAUUGCAGGAGAGUUUCUUCUGGAGGCUGCUUGAUCCCCAGGCACGCUCCUGGGGCUCAAUGAAUUCUCAUACUCUGGAGUGUCUGUAAACAUUAAUUAUGGGUCAUUACUCGCAGGACCAAACCAGAUUCCUCUUGUUCUGAGAACUGAAAGGACUCUGGUAACUAGUUCGUGGGGAGCAGAGGCUCAGGAGGCUGCGCUGCAGACGCUAGAGGGAGGUAAUGGCCCGUGCUGACACCCUGCGAGGGUCCUGCCCGCUGACAAAGAGAAGUGUUUUUUUAUCUCUUCACUCUUCUAAGGAGGCCAUACCAAAACUAGCGUGAGUUUUGACAGAUUGAAUCUCGUGUAGUGAGUCCUGAUGGGUGGUUUGGGAUUUGGGAUGUUGGGAAUGAGGAAAAAAGUAACAGCAGCAAAAAUAAUCAUGUUUGUGAUCGAUGAUCGGUGAUCAUUGGAUGGGGGAAUGGCUGCUUCUGAUCAGGAAAGCAGAAACCAGAGCUGAAUUCCUAAAUCUUCUGGCUUCCAAUAGGUAAAUGCAAUAUUCCAGUUAAUGGUGAAAGAUGUCAGUGCUUGGGUGGGCUUUCCCUGUCCUGGUCCCCUGGUCUGCCUGACGCGAUGCUGGGUGAAUGUUGUUGCUGUCAGGCUGUUGCUUUACUGCAGGCUUGUCCUGGAGGCUAAGAUAAUUACUUGGGGUAAUAAAAAGUGAGGUAACAGCCCAUAAAUGUAAAGUAUGUGCCUUAAAUAUGUAUCCUCUUCUAUGUAAAAACCAGAUUGUGUGCUUCUGACAUUUUGAUACCUGUCUGGUCACAGUGGAGGGUGACAUCUGUGAACAGUAUAAAGUCUAGUUACUGUAAACACGUUUCAGUGGCAGUUGGGAUUUUCCUCCCCUCUUUCACGCUCAGUGGAAGGUCAAAAAUUUGAACAUCUUUAAGAAAGGAACUUAUAAAAUUGUGAUGUUGUGCUUUUUUUUUUGUCCCAUUUUGUUUCCUUUCCUCACUGAAAUUGUCUUAGUUGAAUCUUAGUACCAAAUCAUAUAUUUUUAUAUAUAUAUACAUAUAUAUUUUUAUUACUUCUAACCUGAUUGAAUCUGUGGAGAAGCCUAUGUGUUGUGUAGCCAUUCUGCAAAUAGUCAACCCUUCUGUGUUUUUUCUCCUCAAAACCCCAAAAAUUUGCUACUUGUGAGAACUUUUAAAAUAAAUCAAGAAUUAAAACCCA
This is a messenger RNA of Pezoporus occidentalis (night parrot), 4256 nucleotides long. RefSeq names its product MYD88 innate immune signal transduction adaptor (gene MYD88). The transcript has 5 exons. The coding region runs from base 1 to 966 and encodes 321 amino acids. Gene Ontology annotation, cellular component: plasma membrane. NCBI's taxonomy places the organism in Eukaryota, Metazoa, Chordata, Aves, Psittaciformes, Psittacidae. Gene Ontology annotation, biological process: Toll signaling pathway; defense response to Gram-positive bacterium; toll-like receptor 4 signaling pathway. The record is from RefSeq and is a predicted model, not a curated record. Gene Ontology annotation, molecular function: Toll-like receptor binding; TIR domain binding.